This is a messenger RNA of Echinococcus granulosus, 3471 nucleotides long. Its product is annotated as Splicing factor 3B subunit. Lineage: Eukaryota; Metazoa; Platyhelminthes; Cestoda; Cyclophyllidea; Taeniidae. Gene Ontology annotation, molecular function: mRNA binding. Gene Ontology annotation, cellular component: U2 snRNP; U2-type prespliceosome; U12-type spliceosomal complex. The transcript is spliced from 10 exons. Gene Ontology annotation, biological process: spliceosomal complex assembly. The record is from RefSeq and is a predicted model, not a curated record. The coding region runs from base 1 to 3471 and encodes 1156 amino acids.
AUGGCGGACGAACCUGAAACCCGACGCAAGAUCAUUGCUGAUCGAGAAGACGAAUAUCAUGCUCAACGGCUUAAAGCUGUCCUAUCCCCCGUUCGUGCGGAUCCUUUUAAAGAUGGCGAUAAGACUCCCGAUCCAAGGCUUAGUACUUACAAAGAUGUUAUGCUCAAUCAAAAGCUCACUCAGGAACAGCGUGCUCUGCGUGCAGAAAUCGCCGCGAAGGCUAAGGCGGGGGAACUAAAGGUAGUGGACCCGGCUCCCCCAGUCAAGCGUCGUCGUUGGGAUCAGCCUUCAGCUGACACUAAUGGUACUGUUGUCAAAGAUUUCACGGCUAAGCGUUGGGAUGAGGCAACUACGCCAAUCCAGCCGUUGGGCACACCCGGCAUCGCAGCAACUCCGAGCAGUCGCCAAUGGGAGGAAACUCCGGGUCGACCCCGUGAUCCUGCUGCCACUCCGGGCUUGAGACAAUGGGCUGAAACUCCGGCUUAUGUGCCUAGCGCAGCAACCCCUGGUCGCGAUCCACUAGCGGGUACGCCGAGCGCUCGAAAGAAUCGAUGGGAUGAGACGCCUCACUCCGAGCGUUACGGUGCAGAUACGCCUGGUCAUGGCGCUGGGUGGGCAGAGACACCUCGUGCUGAUCAGACUCCGAGCGGGGUUAAUUCAAUUCAGGAUACCCCCUCUUCCGCGUACAAAGCUCUCGGCCAGACUCCAAAUACAGCUGCAGCUGUAAUAGCCAAACGUAAAUCGCGUUGGGAUGAGACACCGAUGAAAGCUGGUGCUACUCCACUGGGUGGUGCAACUCCCAGUGGUGCUACGCCGAGUGGUUUCACGCCGACUAUGGGAACGCCGGUAAUAGGCACCCCUGGUCUUGGCUUCACCCCCUCUGGUGCUACUCCUACCGGUCUAAAAGCUAUGUCUAUGGCGACUCCGGCUUUCGGUGUUGCCAGCACAGUCCCCGGCACAGGCAUUCCAAUGACACCGGAACAAAUGCGGGCCGUGCAGUGGCAACAAGAAAUUGAUGAUCGAAAUCGACCGCUUACUGAUGAAGAACUGGAUGAUAUGUUGCCUCCAGGUUACAAGAUUCUUCCACCGCCCGCUGGAUACGUACCUCUGCGUACACCAGCUCGCCGGCUGUUGGCGACGCCCACUCCUGUGGCUGGUACGCCUUUCGGCUUCCACAUGACUACGCCUGAUGUUGGUACGGCUGCGGGUAUUGGGUCGGCUGCGAUGGGUGGAAAUGCGGUUGCGCUUGGCGAUCUGCAACCAAAGGGCAAUAAUCUGCCAAUGAUGCGUCCUGACGAUCUCCAAUACUUCGAUAAGCUACUCCAGGACGUGGAUGAGGAUAGUUUGCCUCCUGAGGAGGCAACUGAGCGCAAAAUCAUGACGCUUCUGUUGAAAAUUAAAAAUGGCACACCACCGAUGCGCAAGUCGGCUCUCCGUCAAAUUACAGACAAGGCGCGUGAGUUCGGUGCAGGCCCUCUAUUCAAUCAAAUUCUCCCCCUCUUAAUGUCCCCAACUUUGGAGGAUCAGGAGCGGCAUUUACUGGUCAAGGUCAUCGAUCGCAUUUUGUACAAAUUGGACGAUCUAGUUCGCCCUUAUGUGCACAAGAUUUUGGUCGUCAUUGAGCCCCUUCUUAUCGAUGAGGACUAUUAUGCUCGUGUUGAGGGUCGUGAAAUUAUUUCCAAUUUGGCAAAGGCGGCAGGUUUGGCGACCAUGAUUUCAACAAUGCGUCCAGAUAUUGACAACGUUGAUGAGUAUGUACGAAAUACGACCGCUCGUGCUUUUGCUGUUGUGGCCUCCGCCCUUGGUAUUCCUAGCCUUCUGCCAUUCUUGAAGGCUGUCUGUAAAUCAAAGAAGUCAUGGCAGGCGCGACACACAGGGAUCAAAAUUGUUCAGCAAAUCUCCAUUCUUAUGGGCUGUGCCAUCUUGCCUCAUUUGCGCUCCCUUGUUGAGAUUAUCGAACAUGGUCUUGUCGAUGAACAGCAGAAAGUUCGCACUAUUACAGCUCUUGCCCUCGCUGCUCUAGCCGAAGCAGCAACACCGUACGGUAUCGAGUCUUUUGAUUCUGUCCUCAAGCCUCUUUGGAAGGGUAUUCGUAGUCAUCGUGGCAAAGGUCUCGCUGCCUUUUUGAAAGCUAUUGGCUACUUGAUUCCUUUGAUGGACGCAGAGUACGCCAACUACUAUACGAGAGAGGUUAUGUUGGUACUGAUUCGAGAAUUCCCCUCACCCGACGAAGAGAUGAAGAAAAUUGUGUUGAAAGUGGUAAAACAGUGCUGCGCUACAGAGGGUGUCGAACCCGAAUACAUUCGCAACGAAAUUCUUCCUCCCUUCUUCCGACACUUUUGGAAUCAGCGCAUGGCUCUUGAUCGGCGCAACUACCGACCAUUGGUAGACACUACUGUGGAGAUCGCGACAAAGGUAGGUGCUACUGAGAUAAUCACACGUAUUGUCGACGACUUGAAAGACGAAUCGGAGCAGUACCGUAAAAUGGUUAUGGAGACUAUUGAGAAGGUCAUGUCUGCUCUAGGCAGCGAUGAAAUCGACGCUAGGUUGGAAGAACAGUUGAUUGAUGGAAUUCUCUACGCUUUUCAAGAACAGACUACUGAGGACACGGUGCUGCUGACUGGGUUUGGGACAGUUGUCCAGGCCCUAGGCAAGCGUGUGAAGCCCUACCUACCUCAGAUAUGCGGCACUAUUCUCUGGCGUCUGAACAACAAGUCGGCUAAGGUUCGCCAGCAGGCGGCUGAUCUGAUCAGUCGCAUAGCCGGUGUCAUGAAGGUUUGUCAGGAGGAGAAGCUCAUGGGUUACUUGGGUGUUGUGCUUUACGAGUACCUCGGUGAGGAGUACCCAGAAGUCCUUGGGUCAAUUUUGGGCGCACUCAAAAGUAUCGUCAAUGUAAUCGGUAUGACCAAAAUGACCCCUCCUAUCAAGGAGCUCCUCCCUCGUCUAACACCCAUUCUCAAGAACCGGCACGAAAAAGUCGAAGAGAACUGCAUUGACCUUGUGGGCAGGAUAGCUGAUCGUGGAUCCGAGUACGUCUCCUCGCGCGAGUGGAUGCGCAUCUGCUUCGAGUUGUUGGAGCUGAUCAAGGCCCACAAGAAGUCCAUUCGUCGUGCCACGGUCAACACCUUCGGCUACAUUGCUAAAGCCAUUGGUCCGCAUGACGUUCUUGCUACCCUCCUAAACAACCUGAAGGUGCAGGAGCGUCAAAACCGUGUCUGUACCACAGUUGCCAUCGCCAUCGUCGCCGAGACCUGCUCUCCCUUCACCGUUCUGCCCGGUUUGAUGAACGAAUACCGAGUUCCAGAACUAAAUGUGCAGAACGGUGUGCUCAAAUCUCUGGCCUUCAUGUUUGAGUACAUCGGCGAGAUGAGUAAGGACUACAUUUAUGCUGUCACACCUCUCCUCGAAGACGCUCUGAUGGACAGGUACAUCUCUCCUAGAAGUGUGGAUAAUCUCCUAGUUACGACCUGA